AUGUCUCCAAAAAGUAUCCUCAUCACCGGUGCCAAUCGAGGAAUUGGUCUCGGUCUUCUCAAACAAUUCCUCAAAGUUCAAGACAUUCAAAUCCUUAUUGCUACUUGCAGAGAUCCAUCCAAAGCUGAGGAACUGAAUAGUCUCAAAGACUCUCGACUUCAUAUUCUUCCAUUGAACAUUGAUUGUGACGAGUCAAUCAGCAAAUUGUACACCGAGGUUGAGAAACUCGUUGGCGAAGACGGUCUGACUGUUCUCCUCAAUAAUGCUGGAAUUCUUCUCCCGUAUGAUGUCGAAGGAAAGAAGGAUCGUCGCACUAUGCUCAAGAACAUUGAAACUAAUGCCGUUUCUACUGCUAUCAUCACUCAGGAAUUCCUUCCACUUCUGAAAAAAGCUGCUGAGAAGAAUGGUGGAGAAGGGUUCUCAAUCAAUCGCUCUGCUAUUAUCAACAUUUCUUCCACUGCUGCCUCAGUCGAGAAGAUUGAUGGAACAUUUAAUGGACCAUUGGUUGCUUAUCGUAUGAGCAAGUCAGCUCUCAAUUCAUUUGCCAAGUCAGCUUCCAUCGACUUGGCCAAAUAUCACAUUUUGAUCACCUCUUUCUGUCCAGGAUGGGUGAAAACUGACAUGGGAGGAGAGAAUGCAUUGUAUGAGAUCUCCGAUGCCACCAAAACCCUCGCUGGAAACAUCCUGACCCUCGGCGACGCCCAUCAUGGAGCCUUUCUCAACAGUGAUUUGACCGUCAUCCCUAACUAG
Messenger RNA from Caenorhabditis remanei, 750 nucleotides. RefSeq lists its product as uncharacterized. The record is from RefSeq and is a predicted model, not a curated record. NCBI's taxonomy places the organism in Eukaryota, Metazoa, Nematoda, Chromadorea, Rhabditida, Rhabditidae. The coding region runs from base 1 to 750 and encodes 249 amino acids. The transcript has 4 exons.